Alternaria alternata is the source of this 1118-nucleotide messenger RNA. RefSeq lists its product as hypothetical. Bases 431 to 979 code for a protein of 182 amino acids. The transcript has a single exon. The record is from RefSeq and is a predicted model, not a curated record. Lineage: Eukaryota; Fungi; Ascomycota; Dothideomycetes; Pleosporales; Pleosporaceae.
UAUCCUGGAACGGCAAUCUAUGUCGCAUCCUAGUUGGUGAUAGAAUGUCUCAGACUUGAUGCUGCGCGCUUUGUGUUGUUGAUAGAACUAAUGCAGUGCGAGGAUAGAGAAGACCAGAUCCGUGGAAAGAAGUGGUACCACCAACAUCAGAGCCAAGGCGAUCCACGUCCACUAACGGAGAGUAAUUCGAGACAACUACCAUUAUCACACAACCAUGAUGCUCUUGGUGUUUAUGGUGUUCGUCAAAUCAACCUACUGAGCUAUUCUAAUGCCUAAUAGAGAAGGGUUGCUGCUUUGGAACAAGAUGAACAGAAAGCAUGCGGGUGGUGACGACACGAUUCCAGACUAUGAAACGGCGCCUCACACCAUCUGAGACCUGUCAAAGCUGCUCACAGUACUCUGUAUUACAACGACCAACACGUCACAAACCAUGGCUGCUCCAUCCAACAAAUCCCUACAGUCCUUAUCGGGUAAAUGGCAACUAAACAAAGCCUGUUCCGAUGACUUUGCAUCAGUCCUCGCGCUCCAAGGCGUAAACGUUCUAGUCCGCAAGACAGCCACCGCAGCAUCUAUCCAUCUCAAAAUCAGUCAACCAGACGAUCAACAUAUCAAGAUGGCGCAGUCGAUAACUAGCGGCAAAAUCCCUGGUACUACAGAGGAUUAUACCUUGGACUACGAGUGGCGCACCAACCAGGAUGGUUUCUUCGGUGAGGUAUCAGGAAGAAGUCGAUGGGUCAGUGUCGAGGAGGGGAGGAAGACGGGCGUAGUUGGCGAGGGCGAGGGUGAAUGGAUUGAAGGGGAUAGCGAGGGAAAGUUGAUUCAUGCGGAGGGGAAGAAGCAGGGUGAAUGGGAGGCUAGCCACCUUUGGGGCUUUGAGAUGGUUGAUGGGGAGAGAAGGCAUACGAGACGUGUAAGAGUUAGCAAUGAGAAGGGUGAAGAGUUGAGAGUGAGGAUGGUCUACGACUUUGUUGGCGAAUAGCUUGUCUGAUUGUUAGGUCAAAUGUUUGAAACCACGAAUUAGGCUAUAUGAGAAAGAGUAAAGAUUAAACCAAAAGCCAACGUCCGUGAGGACUGCCGUGUAUGAUGUACGAUGUAUCCAUUAUCUACACCUACCUUAG